Molecule: messenger RNA, 2676 nt
Organism: Lepus europaeus (European hare)
Lineage: Eukaryota; Metazoa; Chordata; Mammalia; Lagomorpha; Leporidae
Product: protocadherin gamma-A7-like
Exons: 1
Coding region: 157-2676 (839 amino acids)
Biological process (GO): homophilic cell-cell adhesion
Cellular component (GO): plasma membrane
Molecular function (GO): calcium ion binding
Source: RefSeq, a predicted model, not a curated record
GAUUGAAACAAGCUCUCUUCCUAGCAGCACCAAACUCAAGCCUCUGCUCGCUGGAUUCUGGUUUCCUUUCCGGACGCAGAGGGGUCCACGCGGACACACCUGCGCUUAGAAGCACAUUCGGAGAAAGCUCGGUGUCCACGCGAGGUCAGCAGGACAAUGGCGGCGCGACAGAGCGGUGACUGCAGGGGAUUUGUCCUGCUCUCCUUUCUCCUGGGGACCUGGUGGGAAGCCUGGGCGGGACAGAUUGUCUACUCCGUGUCGGAAGAAACAGACAAAGGGUCUUUUGUGGGCAACAUCGCCCAGGACCUGGGGCUGGAGCCGCGGGAGCUGGCGGAGCGCGGAGUCCGCAUCGUCUGGCGAGGUAGGGCGCCCCUUUUCGCUCUGAACGCGCGCAGCGGCGGCUUGGUCACGGCGGGCAGGAUAGACCGGGAGGAGCUCUGCGCUCAGAGCGCACGCUGUCUGGUGAGCUUUAACGUCUUGAUGGAAGAGAAAAUGAAUCUCUACCCUAUAGAAGUGGAAAUCAUAGAUGUUAAUGACAACGCUCCUAAAUUCUUAACAGAAGAAAUAAACGUAAAAAUAAUGGAGAACACGGCUCCUGGGGUGCGGUUUCCACUAAGCGAGGCUGCGGAUCCAGAUGUGGGCACCAACUCCCUGCAGAGAUACCAGCUCAGCCCCAAUCGCCACUUCUCCUUGGUUGUGCAAAGCGGAGAGGAUGGGAUCAAGUACCCAGAACUGGUGCUGGAGCAGGUUCUGGACCGGGAAGAAGAGGCCUUGCACCACCUGGUUCUCACUGCCUCUGACGGUGGGGACCCGCCCCUCUCCGGCACCGCCCACAUUCGGGUGACGGUGGUGGAUGUGAAUGAUCACAGCCCAGUCUUCUCUCUGCCUCAGUACCAAGUGACUGUUCCUGAGAACGUGCCGGCGGGCACGAGACUCCUCACGGUAAAUGCUAUUGACCUGGAUGAGGGAGUCAAUGGGGAAGUGACAUAUUCUUUUCGGAAAAUAACUCCCAACCGCCUACAGCUAUUCCAUCUGAAUUCCCUGACGGGAGAGUUAUCCACUCUGGAAGGCCUGGAUUAUGAAGAAGCCAGCUUCUAUGAGAUGGAAGUUCAGGCUCAGGAUGGUCCUGGGAGCCUGGGAAAGGCCAAAGUCCUGCUCACAGUUUUAGAUGUGAAUGACAAUGCUCCAGAAGUGACUGUAACCUCUGUAAGCAGCUCAGUCCCUGAAGACACGCCUCUCGGCACAGUGAUCGCUCUUUUCUACCUGCAAGACAGAGAUUCCGGGGAAAAUGGAGAGGUGACCUGCACUAUUCCAGAAAACCUGCCUUUUAAAUUAGAAAAGUCCAUAGAUAAGUAUUACAGAUUGGUCACAGCGGAAAACCUGGAUCGGGAGAAGUUCUCAGUGUAUAAUGUUACCCUGAAAGCCACAGAUGGUGGAACCCCUCCACUGUCCACGGAAACUCACAUCUCCAUUCAUGUGGCCGACACCAAUGACAACCCACCCACCUUCCCCCAUUCCUCUUACUCCAUCUAUAUUCCUGAGAACAACCCCAGAGGCUCUUCCAUCUUCUCAGUGACCGCACAGGACCCGGACAGCGACCAGAACGCCCAGGUCACUUAUUCUCUGGCUGACGACACCAUCCAGGGGGUGCCAGUGUCCUCCUACAUCUCCAUCAACUCGGACACUGGGGUCCUGUAUGCACUGCGUUCCUUUGACUAUGAGCAGUUUCAAAACCUGCAACUGAGAGUGAGUGCACAUGACAGUGGGGACCCACCUCUCAGCGGUAAUGUGUCGCUGAAUCUAUUUGUUCUGGACCAGAAUGACAAUGCACCUGAGAUCCUGUACCCCACCCUCCCUACUGAUGGAUCCACUGGCAUGGAGCUGGCACCGCGUUCUGCAGAGCCUGGAUACCUGGUGACCAAGGUGGUGGCGGUGGACAGAGACUCGGGCCAGAACGCCUGGCUGUCCUACCGCCUGCUCAAGGCCAGCGAGCCGGGGCUGUUCACCGUGGGGCUGCACACGGGCGAGGUACGCACAGCACGAGCCCUGCUGGACAGAGAUGUGCUCAAGCAGAGCCUCUUGGUGGCUGUCCAGGACCAUGGCCAGCCCCCUCUUUCGGCCACUGUCAUACUCACCGUGGCCGUGGCUGACAGCAUCCCCAACGUCCUGGCUGACCUGGACAGCAUCAAGACUACAGCUGAUUCUGAUGAUUCAGGCCUUACACUCUACCUGGUGGUGGCAGUGGCUACAGUCUCCUGUGUCUUCCUGGCCUUUGUCAUUGUGUUGCUAGCACUCAGGCUGCGACGCUGGCACAAGUCACGCCUGCUGCAGGCUACAGGUAGUGGGUUGUCAGGAAUGCCUGCCUCACACUUUGUGGGCGUGGACGGGGUGCGCGCUUUCCUGCAGACCUAUUCCCACGAGGUCUCCCUCACCACGGACUCGAGGAAGAGCCACAUCAUCUUCCCUCAACCCAACUACGUGGACAUGCUCAUCAGUCAGGAGAGCUGUGAGAAAAGUGAUUCUUUGUUGACAUCCAUAGAUUUUAAUGCAUGUAAGGAUGAACCCUCAAGUGUUCAGGUGAGUCCCAGACUGCCUUUAUUUCCACACAGAGUUCCAUUUUGCAUGAAAUGUUUCUAUUUGCAAAGCAAGCAUCUUGAAGAUGGGGGGGCACUUUAA